AUUCUUCGUCAAAGAUACUUCGCAGGUACCUUCAACAGACCUUUCCACAUGAAUCCUUCUUAUCCAUCCGAACUACUUGAAGCAAUCGGUCCAUCGAUCGAUUGGAAAUAUGAGAUGAGAAGAGAAGCACAAGAAGUCUUACCUUCAGUUUUCGUUGGACCUUACCAAGCUUCCAAAGAUCUAAACGCUUUAACAAGCUCAUCGAUUACUCAUAUAUGUUGUAUAUCCGAAAACCGCGAAUCUCACUUACUUAAACCUAGGUUCCCUCGUCAAUUUCAGUACUGUGUACUUGAUAUUAGAGAUGCAACAGAUCAAAACUUGAUUUCAAUUUUCCCUGAAGCUUUGCGAUUCAUAAAUGGAUGUGUCAAUUCAGGUGGAAAAGUCUUGGUACAUUGCGGGGAUGGAUUAAGCAGAUCACCAGCUGUGGCAACUGCUUAUGCUAUGUCAAGAUAUAAAAUGACAUCUGAAGAUGCAUUCCAGUUUAUUCAAAGUCGACGGUUCUGUGCAUCUCCAAAUCUAGGUUUCUUACGUCAAUUAGAUGCAUACGAUUUUAUUUGUCAAGCCGAAAGGUCUUUUCCAAAUUCGAUACCAGACUCUAAUGAUUUACGAAGAAAACGUUCGGAUUCGAUUGAUGAGAUUCAUAACUCUACUCUUGGACAACCAUCGAGACAAACGCAAAUUGAUCCAGAUGCUCAUCAAAGGGUACCAGCCUGGGGAGGAGUAAAUCGUUGAAGAACCUCUCUCUCUAUCCGCUAUCUCAGAUUACAAUCAUCAUCUCUAAAAAAACAGGAAACCGAAUAGAGAUGUAGCGCGAGACAAAUCUUAAGUCUUCGCAAUCCGAUCCUAACAAUAACUCACAAAGAAACCAUAAAUGAACUCUAGGAUACUAAACUAAGAAACCUCCCAAAAACAAAACACGCACAAUCUUUCUCAUCCUCUUGUCUUCCAUCUUCACAGUUAUAUUUGUUGUAUAAGUGAUUUUGAGCUAUUGAUAAACUGUUGUGUCAGUGAGAACCGAUUUCUUUUUUGGUGUCGAGAUGGAAUAUAAACAUUCCCUAAACGAUCUCGGCACUUAUUU
This is a messenger RNA of Melampsora larici-populina 98AG31, 1078 nucleotides long. RefSeq lists its product as uncharacterized. Lineage: Eukaryota; Fungi; Basidiomycota; Pucciniomycetes; Pucciniales; Melampsoraceae. Gene Ontology annotation, biological process: negative regulation of SCF-dependent proteasomal ubiquitin-dependent catabolic process; negative regulation of protein binding; protein dephosphorylation. Gene Ontology annotation, molecular function: protein tyrosine/serine/threonine phosphatase activity; F-box domain binding. The transcript has 8 exons. Bases 49 to 732 code for a protein of 227 amino acids. Gene Ontology annotation, cellular component: cytoplasm; nucleoplasm. The record is from RefSeq and is a predicted model, not a curated record.